CUCCCAACCUCCAACUCUAUACUCAUUAUUUCCUCGGCAAUCAGCCAAUUUCAUUCAUUCCAUGCUUUUGUUUCACUUACCACGGAUUCGCUAUGCCGCAAGACGAGCUACCCAAAACCACCGCUCAGCCGAACGAUGCUGAACCUAAAAGUGAACGCGCCGCCUCGCUGGUCGAUCGCUUCACAUGGGGCAAUUUCACCUGCACCCAAUCCACAGGCGGCGUGGCCCUCAUGCUGUCAAAGAGUCCAUAUGGAUUUCGCGGCUUACAUACCAUUGGGGUCGUGGUCUUUAUCCUCAAUCUCGUUCUGUUUAUCUUCUUUUGCACAGCCAUGAUAUGUCGGUUUGUUCGGACACCGGCUAGCUUACUCAAAUCUGUGACGAAACCGCCUGAAGCGUACUUUACUGGCUCGCUGUGGCUUUCGAUGGCGACAAUCAUCAUGGGGAUACAGAGUUUUGGUGUUCCUCACGCUGGGUCCUGGCUUGUCGAUACCGUUCGGGUUCUUUUUUGGAUUUACGGUGCUAUCACGCUGACGUAUAACAUUGUUAUCUUUGUGGUCAUGUUUUCUCUUGCGCCUUUCGCCCCUGGUAGCAUGAGCUCUCCAAUGUUUCUGAUGAUUUACAAUGCCAUGCUCACCGGAACCGUCGCGUCGGUAAUUGCAGCCGAUCAGCCUCCAUUGGAGCGAAUGCCCAUCAUCGUUGCCGGAAUUGCUUUCGAGGGACUCGGCUGGAUUCUCUGUCUUCUUUUCCUUCCUCACUUCGUGGGAAACUUACUUGUCAACGGUCUCGGUCCAGUCAAUCUAAGACCAGGCCUCUUCAUAUCCGUGGGUUCUGCAGGCUAUACCAUCAUCGCCCUCAUCGGCUGCGCAAAAGCAAUCCCAGAUGGAUACGGAUAUUUCGCGAAGCAUCCCACUGCGGCAGAGACGCUGAACAUCAUGGCAUUGUGGGUAGGAAUAUUCCUUUGGUUAUUUACCUUUUGGCUUUUUGCAAUUGCCGCGGUUGCGCACGUGCCCAUCUUGGUGUCAAAACUCCGCGGCGAUAAGUCUCAGCAGCAGAUGAGUUUUGCACUUCCUUGGUGGGCGAUUGUCUUCCCGAAUGUUGGGUUCACGAUUGCUACGGUGUAUAUUGGUGAAGAACUGGAAUCGAGCGCUAUAUCUUGGGUUGCGACGGUUAUGACUAUAUUAGUGUUUGUGGCGUGGUUGAUGGAUCUGUACUUGCAUAUGAAGUCGAUAUUUCAGAAGCGAAUUAUGUAAAUAAUGGCAUAGAAUAGAAGAUGUAAAUUAGAUAAGGGCGUGUACAGCGUUUAUCAUCCGAUUCAGGUGACACGGUCUACAGCGAGAUCUUGAGGGAUCUUCUAUAGAAGUACUUGCUGGCCGUAAGGUUAAACUCUAGGUAGUCUUUAAAGUCUUGUAUCCGC
Messenger RNA from Fusarium redolens, 1414 nucleotides. Its product is annotated as voltage-dependent anion channel. The record is from RefSeq and is a predicted model, not a curated record. Lineage: Eukaryota; Fungi; Ascomycota; Sordariomycetes; Hypocreales; Nectriaceae. Bases 93 to 1250 code for a protein of 385 amino acids. Gene Ontology annotation, cellular component: membrane. The transcript has a single exon. Gene Ontology annotation, molecular function: malate transmembrane transporter activity. Gene Ontology annotation, biological process: malate transmembrane transport.